GGGGUCGGGCGGCGGCGCCGGAGACGCUCCACUCUGUCGCUCGUCCGCCUCGCGCGCGCCAUGGCAUCCAAGUGCCCCAAGUGCGACAAGACCGUCUACUUCGCUGAGAAAGUAACUUCGUUGGGAAAGGACUGGCACAAGUUCUGUUUGAAAUGUGAGCGCUGCAACAAGACCUUGACUCCUGGUGGGCAUGCUGAGCACGAUGGAAAGCCGUAUUGUCACAAACCCUGUUACGCAACAUUAUUUGGACCAAAAGGUGUGAACAUUGGAGGGGCAGGAUCCUACAUCUAUGAUAAGCCCCAAACUGAAGGGCAAGUGGCACCAGGCCCUAUUGAGCACAUAUCCAAAGUGGAAGAAAAGAAAGCGAGCGCAGCACCCAAGGGACCCAGCAAAGCUACCAGCAUUACCACCUUCACUGGGGAGCCAAACAUCUGCCCACGCUGCUCUAAGAAGGUCUACUUUGCUGAGAAGGUGACCUCACUGGGCAAGGACUGGCACCGCCCCUGCCUGCGCUGUGAGCGCUGUGGAAAGACUCUGAUCCCCGGAGGCCACGCUGAGCAUGAUGGACAGCCUUAUUGCCACAAGCCAUGUUAUGGGAUCCUCUUUGGACCAAAAGGUGUGAACACAGGUGCUGUCGGAAGUUACAUCUAUGAUCAAGACUCUGAAGCAAAAGACCAGCCUUGAGAGUUCCUUCUCUCCAUCUCCGCUUCCUGCUCAGCCCACUUCCACUCCGUUCUCUUAGACUAAUCUCCGUGUGUGUUUAGAUGUAGUGAAAUCAACUCCUGGCUUGGCCCUGUCACAAGAGCGGAUGACGUAGCUGUGCUUGCCCUGCUGUCUCCUCCCUGGGUCAGGCUGGCGUUCUAUUCCCUCCUCUGUUUUUAUAACAAAGGCUAUGCUAUAAAAGCACAGAGAGCCGCCUCUCUCCCCUGGGUCCUCCUUUCCUUUUCCCUUCAUCCGUCAAGUGUGUCCUGGGCAAUGGCCUGAGCUGUCCUCACAUGGCUGCUUGCGGUCACACAAACCAGGCUUUAUUCCAAGGACGUUCCGCAGCCAACUAUCGCUCCAGCUUAGUGUGGGUCAUUUAAUGGCUGGCUGCCUAGAGAGGGUAGGACAAGCUGAGCAAAGCAGGGGAUUUGCUUUAUUUUUUGAGCCAUCUUCUGGGGCUGCUGGUAUAGCAUCUAGAUUCCAAACAGCCCCAGCUAUCGUCUAGCAGGCGAAGACUCAGCCAUCCUGGGAGCAAAUGCAGCAGCUGGCUCCAUCUGCCGGCUGACCUGGACUCCUGCAUGCUUGGCCAGAGCUGUGUUGCUCCCACUUGAAAUCUCAUCUCUGGACGGAAUCUGUGGGCUUGUGAGCCGAGAGAGGGCUUUUGUCAUGACUUGGGAGAGGAGGUGAAGGCCUUCGGAGACCUGUGCAGGCCAUCUGCCAAAGGAUGUAUUUGUCCCUUUUUGGCUGAUAAGUUUAAAUGUGAGGGGUACAUUGUGUCUGUUGCUGUGGGGGUGGGGAAGGAGGGGACUCUGGUUACUUGCAAAGUAUCCCAUUGUGGGUGUGCCCCCCUGAGUGUUUGAGGUUUAUUCAUAACUAGAUAGUGAUUUGCUUUUUGCUUUGGAGAAUGGGUUGCCCUUUCCAUAGCCUGGGAUAUUAGCCAAAGACACAGCCAGCACCAGCCGUGGGGGGUUGGGGGUCAGAGGCUGAAUUAAUCAAUCCGCUUUGCAAAGCCUGCACUACCCAAAUUGCAGACCACCUUCUUUAUCCCAAACUGUCUCGUCUAACUUUUGCUGACAAUAAAGGUAUUUGGCAAACA
Podarcis raffonei (Aeolian wall lizard) is the source of this 1798-nucleotide messenger RNA. RefSeq names its product cysteine rich protein 2 (gene CRIP2). NCBI's taxonomy places the organism in Eukaryota, Metazoa, Chordata, Lepidosauria, Squamata, Lacertidae. The transcript is spliced from 8 exons. The coding region runs from base 61 to 684 and encodes 207 amino acids. The record is from RefSeq and is a predicted model, not a curated record.